Molecule: messenger RNA, 888 nt
Organism: Caenorhabditis elegans
Lineage: Eukaryota; Metazoa; Nematoda; Chromadorea; Rhabditida; Rhabditidae
Gene: F32B4.5
Product: KCTD8/12/16 H1 domain-containing protein
Exons: 5
Coding region: 130-789 (219 amino acids)
Cellular component (GO): plasma membrane; neuron projection
Source: RefSeq, marked reviewed
UCCCGUUUUGCGGGUUUUCUUCAGUCUUCUGAAGAGUCUUUGACGUCCUCUUUUGCCUCCUAUUCUUCUUCUUUCUUUCUGCUAACAAACACUAGAGAUAAACGAAGAAGUGAACGCACACACACAUACAUGCAAGUUGCACAAAUUAUUUGUGCUCACGGAGCAACAAUUUCAACGACUCGUGCCACACUUCAACGUGCUCCACAAUCGUUGCUCGCCACUUCGCCCGACGCAACGUCUGAUUCAGAUGACAAGAUUGUGCGGAUCCUCGUCGAGGCGCUUCGUCGCAGUGACAUGAGCAUUAUCGUCUCCGAAUCUUUCGAUCAGUGGGCCCGAUUGGCCGUUGAGGCCAAACGUCUUGGGCUCAUUUCAUUUGUGGAGGCCGCCUGCCCGUCAACCAUUAGCAUCUCUUGUCAUGCGGCUCUCUCAACCGGACGUAUCAAUCCAGAAGUCACGUUUCGAAAGGUUCUACGAAUCGUCGUAUCCGGAAAAGUAAUCAUGUGCCGAGCAGUGUUCGGCGAUUCGUUGAACGAGUGUAGAGACGGAGGAGGCACGGAUUUCGAGAUGGAUCGCUACACUUCUAGAUUCUUCCUAAAACACAGCAACUUAGAGAAAGCGUUCGACCAACUCGCGUCUUCCGGCUACCGACUUAUUCAUUCCAACACAUUUGCGCCGUCCGAGAUGCCAAAACAUGCGGCGAAAGAUGACUCGCAAUUUAUUCAUCAUUCUCAAUUUGUUUUCCAUCGACAGCCAAAGCUUUGCCCUCCAUCGGACACUGGUAGCAACUAGCAACGUGGACUUUUAUUGCAUUUUUCAAAUAAAUUGUUUUUUUUUGUAAUUUUUCAAUUUUGACAGGAGAUUCGACGAUAAAUAAAUACAUCACACAUU